CGGUGUACGGGCUCAGCCAGCGGCUCGACCGGGACGCCUCGCUCCUCCACUGAGCCUCAUCCGGAGCCCCGGGCCGUCCAUGGACCACCAUGUCCGAAGAGGAACACACGCCGUCCGACGAACUCUUCAAAGACGUGAAAUUCUACGUGGUUGGGGACAUUGACCAGAAGGUGGUGCAGCUGCUGAAGGCCGGGAAAGGGAAGGAGGUGUCCUACAACGCAUUGGCCACUCACAUCAUCGCAGAGGACGGGGACAACCCCGAGGUGGGCGAGUCCAGAGAGGUGUUCGACCUGCCCGUGGUCAAGCCGUCCUGGGUCGUCCUCUCGGUGCGCUGUGGAGACCUGUUGCCAGUUACAGGAUUCUCCCCAGAGCCAGGACAGAUAUUCUUUGGUGUGACCGCGUGUCUUCCCAAGCUUCCAGAUGAUCUCAACACUCUGUGGGCGUACAUCACGUUCUAUGGAGGAGAGUGUCAACUGAACCUCAACAAGAAGGUCACACACCUGGUGGUGGAGGAGCCAAAGGGGGCCAAGUUUGAGUGUGCCCUCAAACACCCGGGCAUCCAGACGGUCACCCCCGACUGGAUAACGGACUCCGUUAAAGACAAGAGCAGGAGGGACGAGGUGCUCUAUCACCCCCGACUCACGUACGUGGAGCCGGAGGACGACAGCGACGCCGAGUCGUACGCGCGGCGCUCCGAUGGCAGCUACAGCCCCCGGCGGUCCCGGCCGUCGAGCGGUGGCUCCUCCGGCGAGGAGUCCAGCCCCCGCCGACGACCGGGGCCCAAGAAACUGAACUCCGUCUCGCCGUCCUCUCCCCGCAAACCCGAGCGCCGCAGCGAGCGCAUGUUCGACGAUUCCGACGACGACGACGCCUUCGCGGAGAAGGAGGGCCCCAACCUCAACUGGACGCCGGCCGAAAUCGUCACGCCGGCCCCCCCCGCCCCCACCGGCACCGCCCGGCGGCGAGGGGGGCCGCCCGGCAGCAAGGAGCCGGCCGCCGGCAGCGGGCUGAUCAACCUGUGUGCCGCCGUCCCGCCCGCCGCCCGCUCGCCAGGCACGCCGCGCAGCCAGGUCAGUGCGCCGGAGAGGGGCCCGUGAGCCUGUAUGUUCCCCUCUGUGGCUGCAGGUGCGUCGGUUCCAGAGGGCGCCCCCGGGUGGAGCCAGGCUGCGAGAACCCUCCGCAACAUCACCAACAACUCCGACAUGCCGCCGGCCGGUCGGCCCGCCAACGUGGCUCAUAUCCUCCAGAACCUGACGGCAAAUCAGACGAAGCCAUUGGAGCAGCAGACCAAUCAGAGCCAUGCUCCGCCCCCGAGCAGCACCAACCCUCUUCUGUUCAAUCAGGCCAAACCGGCCGUCCAGCCGGUCGCAGCGGAGCAGCAGCAACAGUUGUUGCAGCAGUCGCACCAGGGCCCCCAGCAACACCAGGGCCCCCAGCAACCACAACAGUUACCACAGCAACCACAGCAUCCCAUGAUGCAGCAGCAUCAGAUGCUGCAGCUACAUCACCAGAAGCAGCAACAACAACAACAGUCACAGGUCGCACAACAGGGGUUUGCACAAUUGCCACAACAGUUUCUGCAACAACAGCAGCAGCAAAUGCACCAACAGCAGAUGUUUUCACAACAGCAACAACAACAACAACAGCAGCAGCACCAACAUGCCUUCUCCCAGCAGCAGCUCCGGCCCCAGCAGCUGUUGCGACCUGGUCUACAGCAGCUGCAGCAGCAGCAGGCGCUGCAACAGCAGCUGCAGCAGUUCCAGCAGCAGCAACGCAUGCAGAUGUUGCAGCAGCAGCAGCAGCAGCAGACUCAACAACAGUUGCACCAACAGCAUCAACAACAACAACAGCAGCAGCAGCAGCAGCAGCAUUUCCUCCAGCAGCAGCAACACAUGCAGCAAAUGCAGCAGCAGCAGAACCAGCAGACGGCGCUGCAGCCUCAGCAGCCUCCUCACAUCUCACAGCUGUUUGGACACGAGCCGGGACAAGAGAUUCCACAGGACGGCUUCCUGCUGGGCUGCGUGUUCGCCGUGGCCGACUACCCCGAGCAGAUGGCCGACAAGCAGCUGCUGGCCACCUGGAAGAGGGUCAUCCAGGCGUGCGGCGGUGCCGUUGACCCCGCCCUCACCGCCCGCUGCACACACCUGCUGUGUGAGAGUCAAGUCAGCAACAUGUAUGUGCAGGCCCUUCGAGAGGGGAAGCGCUGCGUCACGGCGCACUGGCUCAACACCAUCCUGAAGAGGAAGAGGAUGGUCCCUCCACACCGGACACUACACCUGCCCUUCGCCUUCCCCCCCGGAGCCAAGCCCUGCUCUCAGCACAUCAUAUCCGUGACGGGUUUCGUGGAUGCUGACCGGGACGACCUGAAGCUGAUGGCCUACCUGUCUGGAGCCCGGUACACUGGGUACCUGUGUCGCAGCAACACCGUCCUCAUCUGCAAAGAACCCAGCGGGCUGAAAUACGAGAAGGCCAAGGAGUGGAAGAUCCCGUGUGUCAACGCCCAGUGGCUGUGUGACGUGCUGCUGGGCAACUUCGAGGCCCUGAGGCAGAUCCAGCACAGCCGCUUCUCCGUCUACAGCCACCCCGAGCCGCUGGCGCCCAACCCUCAGCUGGUGCAGAGCCUGCUGGUCGCCUGGAGGACGCCGGUCAAGGUCUCCUCUGAAGCGCUGGCGAGUCUCCAGCUGCUCCAGAAGCAGAAGAUGAUGGACGCCUCCAACCAGCCGGCUAACAAGAAGGCCAGGCUGGAGGAGAUCCAGUCCCCCAACAAGAAGCUUCCUCCUGAGUCCACUCCCCGAGUCAUGUUCACAGGAUUUGAGCCGGCGCUAGUACAGCAGUACACAAAGCGGCUCCACGCUUUAGGUGGAGAAGUGGCCGACAGCACUCAGAAGGUCACCCACCUGGUGGCCAGUAAGGUGACGCGCACCAUCAAGUUCCUCACGGCCAUGUCGGUGGUGAAGCACAUCGUCAGCCCCGAGUGGCUGGAGGAGAGCUGGAGGAGCCAGAAGUUUGUGGAUGAGCACAGCUCCACUCUGAGGGAUGCGGAGGCCGAGGUGUUGUUUGGCUUCAGUCUGGAGGAGUCCCUGAAGAGGGCCCACAGCGCCCCGCUCUUCAAGGGGAAGUACUUCUACCUGACCCCGGGGGUGUGCCCCAGCCUCAGCACCAUGAAGCCCAUCCUGGAGGGUGCUGGGGGGAAGCUGCUGGCCAAGCAGCCGUCCUACAGGAAGAUCAUGGAGCACAAGCAGAACAAGAAUCUUCCAGAGAUCAUCUUAAUUUCCUGUGACAACGACCUCCACCUCUGUAGAGAAUACUUCUUGAAGAACAUCGACGUCCACAACGCCGAGUUCAUCCUGACGGGGAUCCUCACCCAGAAGCUGGACUACGACUCAUAUCCUUUCCACCAGUGACGGGUCAGCUCGUGAUGACAUCAUCAUCCUGUGGGAACAUGCUGGUCACUGUGUCUUUACGCUUCACUUUGCAUGACUUGUUUAUGUUAGGACUUUAAACUUUACGCUGUGGACGACAUCAUAAUGUGAUAACUCCUUGACAGUCUUACGUAUAAGUUCACUUGAUGUCACGAGGACUGGAGGAGGAGCCAAUCAGGAGCCGCCUGGACCGCCCUGACUUUUCUAUGUUUUUAUUUCUGUGCACGGAUCCUUUUGUAGCGUUUUGUUACCGGUCUGAGAACACAUCCAUGGAUGUUAUUUUUCUGAAAUGAAUGUUUAAAUUAUGGACGAUUUUAAGCUUGUAGCUGUUGACCUAUGACCUGUAAAGCUCGGACGCUCUGCUUUUGGAAUAAAAACUGUACAUUAUG
Molecule: messenger RNA, 3811 nt
Organism: Pseudoliparis swirei
Lineage: Eukaryota; Metazoa; Chordata; Actinopteri; Perciformes; Liparidae
Gene: paxip1
Product: PAX interacting (with transcription-activation domain) protein 1
Exons: 22
Biological process (GO): positive regulation of transcription initiation by RNA polymerase II
Cellular component (GO): nucleus
Source: RefSeq, a predicted model, not a curated record